Porites lobata is the source of this 31242-nucleotide messenger RNA. Lineage: Eukaryota; Metazoa; Cnidaria; Anthozoa; Scleractinia; Poritidae. The record is from the annotation of a GenBank genome assembly.
AUGGCUGUGCAACCUUGUCAACAGUUUUCUCUCGGUAAUGUCGUGUAGAUUAAGCCAAUCUUUUGUUGUUCUUUGCUUUUGAUUGCGUAAAUUUUAUGCUUCGUUUGCAGAUGGAGCUGCGGAACAAGGCUUUCUUGCAUUUUAUCGUUCCUUGCCUGAGGUACGAGAUAAUUUAAUAAUGCUCGUGGUUAAUUUUGUGUAAGUUAUUUAACGGCUAAGCUUCAGGUAAACUUGCCCGAAGCCUACAACUGUACGUGUGUUUGCUCUAGAAAAUGUGACAUCUCUUUUUUGUUCCUUUAUUUCAUUAGAAACCAGAGACAACUUUUCGUGUGUUUGAUCGCUCGGUGAGUAGAUGGUUUAAUGUUGUAGUGCUCCACAGUAGAUCAGAUGAUCUUGGUCACUGUCUCCUAUCGCCCCUCCACCCAUAAAUAGCUAGACUUUUCAUUACCUCCCACUCCCCCUAUCUAUCUAUCUGCCAUUAAUUUGCCGCCAUUGGUCAAUAAAUCAAUUAAAAAUAAAUAAAUAAAAGUAGUCAAAUAAUAUCAUACUCUAAAUUAAAGGUAGUUUGUAAAAGCCAUCAACGAAGAGGCAUUAAAUGUCUCAUUUGGCAAAAUGUUCCACUCUUUUAUUGUUCUUGGAAAAUAUAUAGUACUUCCUUCAUGAAGUACUUGUCAGAAUUAAGCAUGUUGCCAAUUUACAUUGUACCUAGGCUUCAUAUGUAAUGAAAAAUACCUCUUGUGCUCGGGAAAUUUGUUUUAUAGCUUACCCCUGCAAUUAUAUGAAUUCUUCCUCAAAUUUCCAGUGUAGGAGACAGGGUGGCAACUGCUCCAUGUUUUUGCAAGACAAGAAAUCAAAAGAAUGUUAAAUAUCCCUGUUGACUACUAUCAGGAGUCCAGUAUGAAGAUUGGAAAGGCUUUAUUCUACUUCCAUUGGGGAUGGCUUCAAUUACAAUCAAUAGACUAUAUCAUCUGACACUAAGCUAUUGUUCAUUGUUCCUGUGCUUACUCAAUCAACAGUAGUCAUGUUUAACUAACAUGUAACACAACAUAACAUUGCAUAAUGUAACACAGAACAGCAUCUUCAUAGCAAACGUAUUGCAUGCAUUCCAUGGCACCCUUACAUUUGUGUACAUGUGCAGAUAAUAUGUGAUGUGUCAGUAUAUGAGAAUGCCUCAAGCAGCCACUACUGAAUCACUGUUGAUCUUGUCCUCCACAGUGACUGGGGCCUAUAUCCCUUGCCUUUCUCAGUGCUGCUCAGGGCUGUCACUAAGAAUUUACGUUGCCCGGUAUAUGUGUUGUAGUUCAAUAAUAUUAUUUUAUCCUUUGUUUAUUAUAAAUUUUAUUUUCCUUUGUUCUAAACUCAUAUUCAUUCAUUAACAUACCACAAAACAAAAGAAAAGAAAAUUUAAACUAAGGAAAAAAUUGAACCACAACAUACAUACUGAAAAAUUUCGAAAAUAAGCCCCUCCAUGUAUAAGCCCCCCCAACCGGUAACGCAAAAAACCCUCUGUUAAAUCGCCCCUCCAAAUGUAAGCCCCUCAGGGGCUUGUACUUGGAAAAUUGCCCUCAAAUGCAAAGUAGAAAAAAGAAAAAAUGGUAAAUUUACUUUCAACUAUAAGGCUAGCCCUAUCGAGUUUGAAACGCAAAUUUCCCUCCGUAGAUAAGCCCCUCCGAAUAUAAGCCCCUCCACAAAUAAGCCCCUCAAAAAGGGCCUUUGAAAAAUAUAAGCCCCGGGGCUUAUUUUCGGAAUUUUUCCGGUUUGCAAUAAGUAUAGCUAGGAUAUUCAUUUGGUUCUGCUUUUCUUUUGUUUAUUUUGAAAGUAGCCAGCAUUCAUGCUCAUUGUAACCGGGGAAAAUCUCCAACACCUGGCCUCUAUUGACACCCCUGGUUACACACUGAAGGUUCUCAUACAAUUUGUCCCCAGUAAUAUUGAAAAAUGUCCUUAAUAACAUUUUCUCCUCCCAAAUUGCAGGACUAUUAUACUGUUCAUGGCCCAGAUGCAUUGUUUGCUGCCAAAGAGGUUUUCAAGACAAUGAGUGUUAUAAAACAUCUUGGUUCAGGUAUACUGUGUCGCUAGGAAUGUGAUACUCUGUCCUAGUUAAAAUCUUUUGAGGGCAUUUACAGCAAAGCAUCAGGAGACUAGGAAAUUGCUUCUUCUCUGGAGCAUUUUGGCAGACUACAGCUGUAUGAUUACAACUGUAGCUGGAAGACUCCAACUGUUGGUUGGCAGAUUCGCAAAAUUUACUUUACACUGUGUUAUUAUUAACUGCUAUGUUGACUAUAAAGCACUUAGGAAAAUUAAUGUUCUGUUCUUUGUGAUUAGUUUUACUACAUGUAGCUUUGCACUGAACCUGUUGGUACCCAAUUUUUGCACAGCUAGGUAAAAAAGAACAGUUUGGAUAAAACAACAUGACAGCGGACGUCUGGCGCAGCUCUUUGCAACUCUUCCGCCCCUAAAACUCACAUUUCAGACGAAAUGCCAAGUUUCAUUUUGUACAUGGAAAACACUGAAAUAUACUAUGUGAAAGCACUGCCAAAGGGUUGUAUUAAAUGAUCCUGACAUGUGGUUUCAGCCUUAGAGUCAAAAUUGGUAUUGCUUUUGUAUAUAUUGCAUGUGCAACCAUGAUUUACAGUGACUUUAUUUCCCCGCUUUCGUUGUUUUCUCAUCAGGUGAAAUACAAGCUAUGUAAACGUUACUGAAAUGAUAUUCAUUUCAGCUUAUGUUUCAGCACCAGAUGUACAGCUGUAUGUACAUACAUGUAACUGGUUUAAUUUGUUAAUUAUGUACUUUUCAGGAGAAAAGAAGGUUCCAUCUGUCAUUUUGAGUAAAAUGAAUUUUGAGAGCACAGUUCGAGACCUUUUGCUGGUCCGUCAGUACAGAGUAGAAAUGUACCGUGCCAGCAAAGGCACAAAGAACACCUCUGCAUGGGAACUUGUUGCAAAGGUAUUUGUGCAGAUAUACUUCGUACUUGUAACAUAAUUUUUAUAACAGCUACUGACACCUUGUAAUCAUAAAAGAAUCAAGAAACAGAUUACUGUGUAUUCUCAAAAAUAGUGAUUGAUUCUGAUACUAUAUUGUCUCUUUUGGUGCCAUGUUAUAUAAUAUCCAGGGUUGUCAUUAAGAGGCGGGGGCUGGGGAUUUCCCCUGGCUACUAUGAACAUGGCCCCCUCCUACUCUCAAAGGAAAAUAGAAGAAAAAUAGAACCAAAAGAAACCCAUAGCUGUUUAAUUCCCUGCCUACUUGUUGUACUCGGCAACAUGAAAUGUUAGUGACAACACUGAUGUCUGUCGCUGUCACAUUGGCUGGUAGGGAUGUGUUACAGCCUUAAAAUGUUGAUGUCCAAAAAACUGAAUUUGUGUCAUUAUUGGUACCGUUCAUUCAGAAAGAGCAGAUGAAAAACACCUCUUAGUUAAAAAUUCAUGAGGAUUUUUAUUGAAGUUCUUACAAUAAGGAUCCAAGUCAAAUUAAAAAGGAUUUGCCAUCAGAGUCAUCAGAGCAUAACUAAAUCCUACAAAUAAACAUUUAUCUCAACACUACUUUGCACGUACAUGCUGAUUAAUGGCAGGUGGCAUCUUUCUCCUUGCUUUUUUUUCUUUCUUCUCUUUUGGUUUUUGUUUGAAUUUUCUUUUCCGAUUUUAGGCAUCACCAGGAAAUUUACAGCAAUUUGAAGAUAUCCUCUUUGGUAACAAUGACAUGUCAGUGUCAGCUGUUGUCAUGGCAAUCAAACUUGGUACAGAAAAUGGCCAAAGGGUAUGCUAUGAACAUUAUCUACCAGUAUAUUUACAGAUAAUACUAAUAGGUGGUGUGGUAUAUGGCUGUAUGAGUUGCAGUAAAAACUGUCCUCUGCUGUUAUUUUGGACUACAGGUAUGUGUACUGAAGGUAGCCUGUGUACACCCAUUUCCCCACCCCCUCCCUGAUUUUUAUGAGGGGGGAAGGCAGAUGUGCCCAGGCUACAUUGAAGGUAGAGUUAGACUGUAGUGGAGACAACAAACCAACAUACUCAUCGACUGCCACUGACCCAGUUAAUAAUAGUGGUGUUGCUUUGGCUAAUCAUUGCCAGUCAGUAAUUUUCUACUGCUUUUGUCCAGUGCAUAUUAGUAAAGAGUAGUUUAGGAAGUUUGAUUCCUUUGAGUGAGGUCCAGGCACAAGAAAAACUUGGGGUUUUUUGUAAGUAAGUUAAAGUACACGUACAUGUAACUGUCACUAUUUCAUCUUUCUCUUAGGGGGUAUUAAUUUAUCUUUGGAAAAAUUAAUUUCCUUUUGACAGAUUGUAGGUGCUUCCUAUGCUGAUUCUGAAGCAAGAAAGUUUGGUGUUUGUGAAUUUGUGGACAAUGAUCAGUUUUCCAACCUGGAGGUAAAAUGUUUACUGUAUAAUGAUGUAUUAAAUUUAGAAUUGUUGUUAAUGAGAUUUUUUACUUUUGAUUUGUUUUUACUGAUGCAAGCAAGUGGUUAGUACUCUGUACGUGUAUUUGUUUGUGUACUGAUGAAUUUCAUAAAUAAUUCAUUUCAGGCAUUGUUAGUCCAGCUUGGUCCAAAGGAGUGUUUACUGCCCCAGCAUGACUCAACUGCUGAUGCAGCAAAAGUGCAAGAAGUGAUUCAACGAAGUAACAUUCUUAUCAGUGAGAGGAAAAAAGGUAAAUUUUCUAAUAUAGCCAGAGUAACUUAUCAGAUACCAGUUCUGGGUAAAAUUCUUCACAAAGUGUCUUAAGCAAAAGUAGUCUCUGCUGUUUGUCAGCUCCCAGGACCUUUGGCACUGUGAUGUGGACCAUGAUUCAAACCUAAUACAUGUAGUGAUACUCGCGACACCAUUGGAAGGUAGUGGUGCUGUGGCCUUUGGUCUUUGGUGUUGCCUGUUAGACUAUUUCCAGAGCUGCUGGCGGGCCACCUGUUGAAUUACAAAGCCAUACCACACCGCAAAGUCACAACACAGAUUAGAAACUUUUACUCUCACAAUUGAGCCUUCAGUUAAUGGACGAGUGGACUGAUACAUGUAUCUCAAUCUCCAAGUCCAUCUCUGAACACUCCUUUUGCCAAGACCACAUUGGCUAAUAUAGGGUUACUGUCACUGCAGGCUUCUCCAAUUUUCAUUGUUGCAGCUUGAUGCCAUUGCUCAACUGAUAAUGGCAUCUUCCUAGCAAUGGCAGUUUGUCCAGCCAGUAAUGAAGCAUGGCUUGUGCAAUUAGGUGUUCAUUCUGAUAUCCCAUACUGUUGUGGUGGUGGGUAGGAAAAUCAUACCACUGCAAUUUGUCUAGCCUCUAGGUGUUGGCGAGGCUUUUACAGCUUCAGUCUUGUCCGAAUCGGCUUCAGUUUCAUUUUAAUAAGUACAUGACCAAGGAACUUGACUCGACUUAGGAGCUGUGUACAGUGAUCAGUUUCAAGCUUUUGUUUUGUCUUCAGUAACCCGAUGACUAAUUGUUUUAUGUACAGUUAAGACACCAAGGUAAAUUGAUGACAGUAUGUCCUUGAACACAAUGAUCAUCAGUUGCUCAAAGCUCAUGGGUGUAUACACGGUCCAAAUGGCAUCACCACAUACUGCCAAAAUCCACUCCCAGCCAUGAGUGCUUUUUCCUCCUAACCCCAAAAUGAUAUCAACCUGCCAGUACCCACUCUCCACAUCAAUUCUGAACACCAUUUGGACCCAAAAGGUCAAUCUAUGAAUGUGUUAUCAGUGUGUGGUGAGCAAAUGCCUUAUUUCAGGUCAUGCUGUACAGCAUCCAGUAGCCCAUGUAGAGCAUGGCUUAUUCAGUGGUACCUCCUCGGUACCAUUGAGAAAUUUGCCGGUCACCAUGUUCAGGUAGCACUUGUAAUCAUCCAAAAUAAAAUUAACAAGUAUUUUGUGUGCAUAAGGAUGAAUUCACCACUGAUUUUCUAACAAGAACUUGGCCUCACCUGAUCAUAGAACAUUCUCUUUCAUUCCUUUACAAAGUGUGGUUGUUUAAUUGUUAAGCUACAUGCAGCAUCUAAGACUUUGUUACCUGACCCAUGACACUCACACAAAAAGCUAUAUUUUUGGCUGCUCUCCUCCUUGAAAACCUUUUUCUUUACUCUAUUUCUUGCUUUUUUGGAAUGAGAUACAAAACAGCCAUAUCUAACAGGGCCCUACUAGUUAGAGUGGUUUGUCCACAAAACAACUGUUUCUUGUGAACUAAAAACUCAAAAACUGCACAUGAUAACAUGCUUCAACAAAUGCUACGUAACCGUGCAUUCUUAAAUGGAAAGUACUUUUUUGUAAAAUUUUUCACAAAUAUUUGAAAAAUUUUCUUUCUCCAUUCAGCUGAGUUUUCCAACAAAGACAUUGUUCAGGAUCUCAACAGGCUUUUGAAGCUGGGUGCAUCAGGAAAUAGUUCAACACUGCGUAAGUGAUACUCCUCACUAAUGACAGCAAAUUGUAAAAAAUCAUACUGUGGAAACAACACUUGUCAUCAGUGAUAUGUGGGUGGGCCUUGCGACCUGAAAAGAAAAGGGGCAUAAAGUAAGGGGCACAAGUUAAGCAAUAUUUAGUGUGCAGUAAAAAAUUUUUGAAACUUUUAGUCUGCAGAAAUAACAAGGUAAAAUGCAACUAGGUUAAUUCUUGCACAGUUUUGUGGUAAGAUUCCUAGACAAGAUUCCUGGUUUGCCUAAACAGCAAGCAGAUUUACAUUUUUCAAAAGUUGUCUAACACUGGAUUCCAGUAUGAGCACUGUACAUUCUACUCUACAACAGAAUAAUUAUGGAUGCAGUGUUCUUUGCCUUAUAUUUUUCAUCUGGUUUUUUAAUUUAGCUGAAAUGGAUUUGACACAUGCCACUGCUGCUUUAGCAUCCUUGAUCAAAUACCUUGAGGUAACUUUCUAUUCUAUCAGAUGGUAAAGGUAAAGGUGCACAUGAGCCAAAGGCCCACAUGGCCGGAGCUUAUUUCUGGUUUCCAUAGCAUGAAGCAAGCCUAGGAGUAUUGCUACUCCCCCCUGGACGGGAUGCUAGUCCAUUGCAGGGUUGCCCCCCAGAAGUAGGUCGCUAAAAUAAAGAUAUUUCCAACGAUCUCUCACUGCUCCGCAUAAUAUUAAUUCACUAUAGCAAGGUCAUUUCAAAGUAAGAAACUGACAAGAACUCAUCACUAAGACUUCAUUAUUGAUUUUAACAAAUCCAGAUGAAAAAAGGAAACCUUAAAAAAUAAACAGCCCUAAGGGAUCAGAGCAAAAUUAUGAUCCAAUUUGAUUUAAGAAUAAAAACAUAAGAGACUUUUGAACAAUCAAAACUUACCAAAACUUUGUUUGAAAUUUCAGAACUAACCUUGUGUUGAAUAUCUACAGUUUCUUGCAGACGAAACUAAUUUUGGGCAGUUUCACCUUAGUACCUUUGACUUGACACAGUUUAUGAAGCUUGAUGCAGCAGCUGUGAGGGCUCUUAAUCUUCUUCCAAAUCCUUUAGAUGGUAAAACAUCCAUAUUCUUGAUUUUACCAUAAUUAUUAAAAAGUUUAGAGAAAAAUGUUUUUCAGUUUGUAAAACAGGAAUUUCAGUAGAAAAUAUCCAAGUACUCCCGACUGGAGUCGAACCUGUGACCUUGUGGUUACUACUCCAGAUGCUCUACCACUGGGCUACAGGAGACUCAAGGGAGCUUAAGAAAAGCAUUAGAACUGUAAAGCUGUCCCAAUACAUUUGUCCAUGAUAUAAGGUGCAUGUGACAAACAUCCUGCAUGUUUUUAGGUCUGGAAUGUUAAACAUCAAAGCCUUAGUUCUUGCUCAUAGUUGUUUGCUUUGUCUUGAAAGGAGGGAACAAGAGUAUGUGUCUGGUUGGCCUUUUGAAUAAGUGUAAGACAGCUCAGGGACAGAGACUGUUGGCGCAGUGGGUGAAACAACCUCUCAUGGAUAAGAACAAAAUAGGUGAGUGCUAAACCCUAAGGCUGCAGGCUCUAUAUGCAGUGGUAAAUACAGACAAACAGCCAUAUACCUUGUAAAUCUACCAGCACAGUAAAAUAAACAAGUGAAACCUUGGGUGUUGAAUGGUUUGGUCCUUCUGUUUUGUUUGUUUGAUUGUUUGUUUUAGUAUAAUCUUUGCCCUGGUACUUGCAGAAGGAACCUCCAAAUAUCUGGCAACUACUUGCAAGAUGAUGAAGACACUUUUUCCAGAAAAACAACUUUCCUUUAGUGUGUCUCACGGGAUAAAAAUAUUUCAAGUAAAACAGUUGUUUCCCUCCCUCUUACAAAUUUAAAGUUGUCAUCGCAAUUUUGGAAUAUCAAUCAACCUGGUGCCCUUUCAACUUCAAUAACAGAUUCAACUAUUACAAUAACAUUCUUCUUGGCACUGAGCACACUGGCACAUUUUACUUCACUCUCUUUGGAGUUCAGUUAGAUUUUAAAUGUUUUCUUUGCAGAGGAACGUCUUGACAUAGUGGAAGCUUUCUUUGAAGAUACAGAAUUAAGACAGACAAUUCAGGUUUGUUUGCUGUGAGAGAAUUUAAAGAUACUAGCUGUCUUGUUCAACAGUAUUGAUUUAUUCAUCAGAAAGUGUUUGAUAUCCAAGAUAACUUACCCUGAGAAGUAAAAAUCAAAUUUAAUCCUAGGGUUGGGCACUGGCAUCUGAUGUGGAUGGCCUCUCAGAUUUUCCUUUCGAUGUCCAUGUUUUCCUGGUCAACACUUUUGAUCUCCUUGCAGUCAAUCCUAUCUACCCAUAAUUUUAUAUUUUCAUCUUGGAGAGUGCACACUUCAACUUGCACAAUUACAUCCCUCAGUCCUCCAUCAAUCCUGCCUGGCAAUCUCUCCCCAGUGCUGUCUGCUUCAGGCUUAAUCAACUCCCCACAUGCUGGGGGAAAACUUAGGCCUUCCUUCUGCUGGUGUGGCAGGCUGUGGGAAGGACUCUGCCCUGUGAAUCCCCCUAAACUGUGAGCCACCUUGUUGAUCACUACUCCAUCUUUAGUGCUGCCAAUGGUGGCCUGGUGAAGACUUUGAGAUACUGUGAACAGGCUCUGGAAGGAGGAGGGGUGGGUGUCCUGAUCCCUCAUUCCCUUCUCCUUUUUGAUGAAACUCUAGCAUGUCCACACUUUUUCAUUGCUUUUCUUUCAAUUGAUAUUUUAAAUUUUAGGCGUUGCAAAAAAAAAGAGAUAGCUUUUCAUACCUUAGUUUGACAAAGUAGAGGGGAAAAAGACGAUGAAUGGAAGAGGGAGAAAGGAGGAUUUCUUCAGGCAUUUGAAAGGGGCUUUUGGGCACAUGAGAAGCGUGGUCUUGCACCCAAACUCCCUUUCCCUUCCCUUUUGAACACAUGCCAUGCAGGCUAUUUCUUCCCCUCUUUCCCAACCCCCACCCCUCUUAAUGUUUUUCCAUGAUCACUCUUUUUUGGUGCUGCUCCCGCUAUCUGAACUCCUAAAACAGGCUAUUCUGGUGCUAGAAGACUUGUCUGUGACCUCAUGAAAUAACGACCUCAAAACUCUGACUGUCUUAUUUGCAGGAGCAGGGUUGAGAUCACUGUACUGUUUGCCAUAUCUUAAGUGUAACUGAUCAUAUUAUUUCUUUAACGUAUACAAAAAAAUGUCACAAGGUUGAGCAAUUAAAGACACGAGCACUAAGUCCUUUAAAACAGACAUGGUAGCACCAUGUAUACUUUUCUGUCAUCCUCUUGAAACAUUGGGUCUUCUGUCCAUUCAUCUGUUGAUUACUUGACAGUUUCAAUAACCAUUACCAAGGUCAUUCGGUAGUUUGCUUCAGAGGAGACACCACUGAAUGCUCACCUGUUUGACGCAUCAAAUCCUGUUUCCUGUCAAGAUAAUAUUUUUUAUUUUCCCAAAACCUGCACCAUGUUUUAGUCAAAUCCGGUAUCCCGAAAUUACCCUUCCAGAUGCUGAGUCAAAAGCUUCAAUGCUUCUAUAUUAUGAGACCUUGAGAUAAGAGUUAUUAUACAAAUAAACAAAGUUGCACUCCUUUAACACUACAUGGUGUUCAGUAGUCUCUGGUAGUCCACGUAAUAUUUGAACUUGUUUGCCAACACAUGAUUGUACAAUAUAACAUGCUUUAUGACUGUCUGACCUGGGAUAGUGUCUUAGUUCUCAACUUAUUUUUGUUUUCUUCUCUAUAUCUUUAAAGGAGGAACUUCGCAAAGUCCCUGAUUUUUCCAGGCUGGGUAAGAAGUUCCAACGACUAAAAGCAAAUUUGCAGGUACCCCUCUUUUAAAGUAUUUCCAGCUAGAUGAUUAUUGCACAUUACCUUUCUUUUUUAUGGUUAUAGUAAUUUUGUAUACACAUGACUGUUUCAACAGGACUGUGUGAGAGUCUACCAAGCUCUUCACCGGCUUCCUUCAUUUAUUGAAAUUCUUGCUGGUUAUGAAGGAAAUCAUCAAGGACUAAUACGAGACUGCUUUUCAACUCCUCUCAAGGUGAUUUAUAUUGUUCCCAUUUUUUUUUUUACCGAACCCCAAUAAUGGUAUGAAGAGUUGGUCUGGCUACUUUAUUCAUGUUUCCCUGCCUUGGAUUCAACUACACCGUUUCUUUUCAAAAGUUAAUUGUAAACACAUCAUCGUGUUUGAUUGAGCCAACAUUCAGAUGCGAUCUCCUCUUUCAUAAAUGAUACUAUGAUAGUUUUCAGGAUUAUAAAAAGUGUAAUUUAGAAUUAAAUAAAUUCUAGUUUUUGGGCAGAACCACACUAACUUGGGUUAAACUUAACUCAACAAACAGAAGCUAGACCCCUUACCGUUCUUUGGUCAAAUCCUUGCUUCUUUUCAGGUGUGAAACCACAGGGUUGCCAAGUAACAGCAGCAUUAAAUUAUUAUUAUUUAAUUACAGCUAGUAGGCUUGUUACAGUGUCUGCCAGUCAAAGUACCAGUAAAUGCAGUUCUUGUAGCUUUGAAAAAACCGGUAUUCAACAGGCUCUGGAUUCCAGUUUGUCCCACUGACUUGCUCUUAUUUAUUAAUACUGGUAAGUAGAGUGCUUUUCCUGAUUUUCAGGAUCUUGUUGAGGACUUUCAAAAGUUUACUGAGCUAGUGGAAACAACAGUGGACCUUGAGCAAGUGGAAAAUCAUGAAUACUUAAUCAAGGCUUCUUUCGAUGAAGGCUUGCAAGGUAUGUUGGUGUUUCGGACUAAGAAGUGAGUUUUUGAUGUCUGUUACAAUGCUUGCUUCAGCCGGUCGUUUCCUCGUCAAAAAAGUAAGCAUGUACUGAGAAAUCCUUGAACGAAUUUAAGGGUGCUUUCCAUUUGUUAGAACUGGCCGGCCGGACCAUUGCCAUACCAGUGAACAGUCAGUUAGCCAACAAAAUCAGCUUUUUCCAAAGCGUUUUUGCUGAAAAACCAUCUCCUUCGUGCAUUUUAGGAUUUGAUUGAUCUGGCUGGACAGUUCUGAUUUAAAGUGAAAAUCUCAUUAUCACAAAAAGGGUCUGGCCAGUCAGUUCUGACAAAUGGAAAGCGCCUAAGUCUUAGAUUGGGUGGAGAAACAUGUAAUUGGUUUAAAGGAUUUGGUUUUCUUGUGAAGAGAAGUGUGGUGUCACCAAAGUUCAAAUUUGUGAAAUUAUAGGAUUGGUUGGCAUAUUCAGAAAAAAAUUGUAAAUUGGUGGGGAGAUAUAAGCACAAAUAUCCUCUGAUAACUCCAUACAGGUUCUUCUAACACUGGCUUGGAUCGUAACGUCUACAAUCUACAGGCCUAUUUUAGAGGGAUUUAUAUGGUCUUUGGAGUAUGACGGUGCUUGAUCAUUAUAAUCUUUUCAAAAAUGCUUUUUUUGCUCUGUGUUGUAUUGCAAUAGACCUACUUUCUGUUUAUUUGUUGUAUAAAGUGUAAAAAAAAACAGCAGAAACUUUUUGUUGCACCUUUCCUAUAGAAUGUAGAGAAAAAAUGGAUGAGAUUUUGGAACAGAUACCAGUGGAACUAAAUAAGGUUCGUAUUGUCUUGUGGUAAAUAAACUUUUCAUGUUUUGAGUGAGUAUUUCGUGAGCUUUAGUUGGUUAUUAAGUAUUAGAUCCAUUUUGGUUUCUAUUUUGCUGUGCCAUAAUACAGGCUGCCAGAGACUUGGGCCUAGAAGCUGGAAAAUCAAUAAAGCUAGAAUCUAACAACCAGUUUGGCUAUUUCUUCAGGAUAACAAAAAAGGUGACUUAAUGUCUCAUUUGUGUCAUGGUUUAAUAAUACGUAAUGCUUAUAGAAACUAUUGUGCCAUCCUCAAUUUUAAGUUUGGUGAAUGUCAAUUGUUGGUAAAAAAAAAACAAAACAAAAACAACUCAAGAACCUGUUCAAUAUCAUGCGUUUGGGUGUUCCACUUUGAAUUGAAAUUUGAUAGUGCGAUAAAUCUCUCAGAGCAGAGUAGAGAACUAACCCACAUAUUAUAAGCAAUCAAAUCAAACUCCGGUUACAUUGGAGGAGGGCAAGGUCGUCUUGCCAUUAAGCUAAUUCAGUACUUACCAAUGUAAUUUUAAAAAGUUAGAGCAAACUAAGGCACUUGCGUCUCUCAGAUGCGUCACAAACUUUUUCAAAUUUGUUGGUCAGAUCAGCAACCUGCAUACCUAAUUAACCCCGUGCUCUAAUUCAUUUUUUAGUAGGCAAAAUGAUCAUUUUUUAAUUGGGGAAUUACGUUUCUGUAUUUUUAUUGUUUGAUUCUUGAUUCAAAUUUGCAGGAGGAAAAAGCACUUAGAAACAGCAAGCGCUUCACUACAAUAGACACACGGAAGGAUGGAAUAAGAUUUAACAAUUCUGCCCUGCGUCAGCUGAAUGAACAGUUCCAAGGUUACAAAGAAACCUACAAUGAUGUACAAAGUAAACUGGCCAAUGAGGUGAUCAAGGUGGCAGGUAUGUGAGAUGUCUUCAGAUCAGCUCACAGUUUCUCCACACUGUUCUACAUAUUGGCCGUUUUCACACUAGAGACGGAUUCGGAGCUUAAGCAACAACAGGGGCACCCAACGAGGAUAUGGUUCAAAACCACUUAACAUAGCUAUGUUGAACGUAUUUUAGUAUUCAAACGGUAGAUAUAGGCAUAUUUUCAUCCCCUAAAAACUUUUCAUCUGUUCGGAUUCCCUAGCUGAAAGUCUAGUGAUCCGAAAAUUAUAGGGAUAAAAACUUACCUUUUCGAAAAUUUCAGCCAGGAAAAGGCUCCCGAAAAUUCUAGGUGGCCUUUUUUAGGGUCAAAAUACGUUAAAAAUGGGUAAUUAUAGAUGCAGGCAAGCAAGAAAUUUUACUGCAAAUGCUCCGAAAAUUCUAGAUCUCAAAUCGUCUUCCGAACAGAUAUUUUCCCGAAAAUUGGCGUUGGGUGCCCCUGCAACAACGACGGCGACGGCGACGGCUGCGAAAACGUCACUUAAAAAGUGAGGUCGCGCUGCUUCAAACUUAAUCCAUCUCGUUACCUUUGUGAAAUGUUACCGAAUUUUUCUGGAGUUGAAUUCUAAAGGAGUGUAUGGUAGUUCAGGAAAAGAGAAAGAAAGUCGUUGUGUUCCGUUCACUCCUCCACGAAACGUGAAAUUAGGAAGUUUCACGUCGUAAUCUUUCAAAGACUCCACAGAAAUGUAAAAAACGUGUGAUGUACGUGCAAUUUGGUGUUUUGCUAAUACAAACCUAUUGUAUUUUUGCCGUUCUCGUUGCCGUCGCCGUCGUCGUUGCUUAACCUCCCUAUUUUCCAACUCAGACAGGUUAUCCGUUGGGUAAUUCGCGUCAGACAAGUAAUUCCUCUUAAUUAGACUGCGAGCAGUCUCUCUUAUUCUUCAGAUUUAGUGAGAGCAAUGCACGCGUCUCCCGUCUCGCGCCAUCAGUCACGCGCGUGGCCAUUUGCGUGUCUCACGUUUUGCUCGACGGACUACAGAAAAAAGAGAGGCUGCUCGUAGUCUACCUCUUAAUCUGAAAAUUGAACGGUUUUAAUUUUGGACGAAUAAUCCGUCUCUAGUAUGAAAACGGCCAUUAUAUUUCUUCUGGCAGUGAAGAUAAGAAUUUGUUUUAAAAACAAUUGAAGUUUAUCUUUUGGUAAUCAAUUCUUUUACUAAUCAUGACCCGCAUGUUUGAUUGUACAGCCCAAAGAUGAAGUCUAAAUAGAAUCCAAGCUGUAACAAUGGCGCGCUAAAAUCCUUUGCAGCUAAAUUUCGCCUUUGACUAAACGAUUAACCGCAAAAUGAGGAGAACUCUUUCCAGAAUACGCACUUUCCUCACGGCUUUUUUAUCCGCAUUGAAUUAUAACCUUUUGCGCAUCAGAGCCCUGGGUAUGGUUAAAAAAAAACAGCAGCUCGGGAAAAGAUAUGGCCGAAGUUCCCUACGUAUAAACUGUAGGCAGCUCAAAAUAUUGUUUUUUUUUCUGCAGGAGGAUACAGUGAACCCAUGCAAAUGUUGAGCGACAUCAUCGCACAAAUUGAUGCUUUAAUAAGGUGACUUUCCUUUUGAUGAUGCACCGUUUACUGUGACACUCCAUUGUAACUUAUUUAAAGUGAUGUCUGUACCAUUGACUGAUCACAUCGACAUCAUUAUAUCGUUGAAAAUGUACUGGACCCUGAUGUGUGUUCCGUCAAGUUUUAAAGCACGCGACCUUCAUUGUGAUGGACUGUGACCAAUACACAAACAGCCUUUUGAGGGGACAUAUUUAAAGGACAAAGUUAUAGAACAGAGCAUCAUGAACCAGCUAACUUUUCCGUUUAAAAAUGCCCUUCAAAACCUUUUGGAAGAUAGUUUGAAUAAAACCGAUACUUGUAAUUGAUGAUGAGUGCAAAACAAAGGGAAAAAACUGAUUACCCACAGUAUUAUGUGAAACAAUUAUUCCCUUGUAGUUAAGGCACUCUAGUCACUAAGCUACUAAGAGACUCCUGGGAAGCAGAGAUUUUAAUUACAGUUAUGUGUGAUACGCUUCUUACAUACUGCUUGGAUGAGGCAUUUUAAUGAGGACGGGAAAGUCGUUGAUCUGAAACUAAACCUGUCAAGAAUGAUAAAAAUAUCUUUGAGUGUAACUAAGCAUCCACGGGGUAUGCUUUAGGGUAUCUUCAGGUCUGGAAAUAUUUAGAUAUUUCAAGCAGUAUUAUCGAAUGUUUUUUAAGCUUUAGGUGGUAAACGAGAUGACAACUGCAGAAUCAUUCUUUUUCUUGGCUCGCGAGUCUUCUUACUGUUUUCUGUUCCCCAAAAAUAAUGGUUUAGCUUAGCAAAGAUAUCUUGUUCACACAAUGCAAUUUAAUGUAAGCAUUUAAUGAUACAUGUAAUAUGUUAAUCUUUGCUUAAUUUUUCUUUCCACUAGUUUUGCGCAUGUGUCUGCCAAUGCUCCUAUUCCUUAUGUUCGUCCAAAAAUAACUCCUAAAGGUAUGCCGUGAUAAAUAAGUUACCCUUAAGCAAAUGAAUUAAAUUGUCCAUUUAAGCCAAACUAUCGAAGAAAAAUUACCGUUACUUUUAGUGUAAAGACAAUUUUCCUCACUGCAGUUCAGUAGAUUCACUGCAUUUUAAAUUGUUUAAUUCAUAAAUAAAUACUCCAGCUCUUCCAUACUACUUACCAUUGAUAAUACACGGAUGGGGCUACAAUUAUUUCUGCUAAAUUCACUUAGUUACGAACGACAAAUUAUCACUGCUUUCAUAGUUAUCGUUGUGGCAACCGGAGAACAUAUUUGCAGCUACUUAACCUGGAGCCCUUACAAUUUUUCACAAACCCUUUGGUCGAAAAUUUCGCGUCUAAAAUUUAAACGGUUGAAUUUGACUUCGUGUCAGGAGGACUCUUUACAAAGUGUAGCUAAGUCACCUAAUGAGACUAAAAAUAUUAAAGAAAAAGUAUCGUCUAACACGGCUAUUCAUUUUUUCUAUGGCUACCCAAUGGAACGGCGGGAACCAUUUAAUUUUCCAAUUAGAAUGUUCGAUUUCCGUUGGAAUGGUAAAUACCCGUGGUAACAUGCUACUAUCUCCUGUGUCAAGCAACACCUUUCACUACACAUUUUUCAUUGUCUAGGAGAAGGGCACAUGAAGCUUGAGAUGGCCAGGCAUCCAUGUCUUGAGGUUCAAGAUGAUGUGGCAUUCAUUGCCAAUGAUAUCACACUUGAACGAGGUAUAGGAAUACUCCUAAGACAUGCACACCUGUGUUAACCCUUUGAGUCCUAAGAAUGAUCAGCAUGAAAUUUCUCCUUGUAAUAUCAAUGCUUUAUAAAGCAAAGUGGUCGUGAGAAUUGAGGACAUGAUCACAAAAGAUAAAUCUUAUUGAUACUUCAACAACUUCUCCCCACUACUUUCAUAGGGCAACAAAUGAGAAUUUGAAUUUUAAUGUUAGGGUUUAAGGGAUUAAGUGGUCAUCCUUGGGGAAUGGCCCUCUGACUGCUUAAUAAUGGUUUGACCCUCCUAAAAGAAAGCCAAUUAGUAUCAAGAAAAACGGUGACUGAAAGGGAUUUUUAUCUCUUUUUCUACCAAAAUAAAUGAAAAUUCCAACAAUUACAUGUCAUGCAAACAUGUAUUAAAAAAGAUUUUCUAAAAUAGGCGUUACCUCAAAGCUAGAAACCAUGCUGAAUGAACUCUACAGACACCACCACUAGUACACAGUUACCGACAAUGUUCGUUUACGUUUUGUAGGUGAAAAAGAAUUUUUGAUUAUUACGGGGCCUAACAUGGGAGGCAAGUCUACCUACAUCAGACAGGUUUGUGUACUGGCUCUCUUCUUUUAACAUAACUGAAUCAGUUGCUUUGUAGUAUCCAAAUGAUAGAUGAACAUUCCAUAUUUUCUUGCCUACAAUGUGUGUGACAUUCAAACAGGAUCUUGUUAAUUUUUUUCCUGUUUUUUUUUUGGUUACAUCUCACUGCAACGCAUGUUCUGUCUUUUUGCCCUCUAAGUUCUCCAAUACGGUAGAAUCCUCGAGUGGUUUACAAGCAUCUGAAGUCACGUAUUCCCAAGUAAUGUCACAUGACGACCAGCUUCUUCAUUCUAAGGGAAGAAUGAGGCUAAUGGUGUGCAAAUCCGGCAAUAUGUCUGAUGUCCAAACAAAGAAUUUGACUUAUAUAAUUUGUUGAUGUGAGCGUAAAUAAGGUCAAGAAAACUUUAUUCAGCGGUUACUUUGUUGGGAAAACCGACUGGGCCCUCAGACGCAACUACUUACGUCUGAUGUCCAAACAAAGAAUUUGACUUGUAUAAUGUUGAUGUUAAGUCAUGAACCCUUAAAGAGGCGAAACUGGAAAUUAUUUUUCGAAGAAGCAGAAGAAGCACAAAGCUCUGAAUCGCUCUCAGAAGGGCGCAAGAAGAGAGCUUUGACACUAACUUUCAAGAACCCGUUGAUGCCCACAAAUGACAGUGUUAUUGAUAUGGUUGUUCAUUCAUGCUCGCUUCCAUAUCUUUAUCCGCAGUUCCAAAUAUGAUUCAUUUCAUGUAUUUUAAAUUGGGCCUUGGCCAAACGUCGAACUUUUCAUGAGACGAACCAAACUUAGUGAGUCAAGUUCAUGAAAAGUUCGACGUCUGGCUCAGUUGAGGUCGUCUGAAUGAGUUUGGAGGCGUCCAACACGUUCUAUCCGUCUGCUUCACACGAAUAGAACGCUUGAAGACCGUCUCCUGGACCAAUGUCGAGCUUCACAUGCGACGAACUAAACUAAUGAAUUAAAAAUUUGUAUGAUAAUGUAUAUUUAGCCUUGUUUGGGAGAAAAUUUAUGAAAAUUGCUGUUUAGUGCGAUUCAGUUUAUUGGCUCGACGCGUCCCAAGUUCGAGGUCUGACCCAACAGUCGAUCUUAACUUAAUUUAGGUCGACCCAAAAUAGAGUUUGAUUCGUCUAAUGAAAAAUUCGACGAGUGGCCUAGGCUUUAGUGAUAUUAAUGUUAGUAACCUCUCUCCAGACAGGAGUGAUAGUACUGAUGGCCCAGCUUGGAUGCUUCGUGCCUUGUAACACUGCAGAAGUAACCAUCACCGACUGCAUUUUAGCUCGAGUGGGGUCUGGAGACAGCCAGUUAAAAGGGGUCUCUACCUUCAUGUCAGAAAUGCUGGAAACGGCUUCAAUAUUAAGAGUAAGGGGAAAUGUUUAAUUUACUUACUGCACUGCGUUUAGCUUUUUCUCUAACCUGCGAUCCCAAUGAAAAAGGGCAGGAGAAUCUCCUGAUCGAAAGUGACCUCUUUUCGUCUUUUCAUUGCUGCAACGAUUUAAACGACGAUAACUUUUUUGUGCACUUUAAAUCAUCCAAACGCUUUCUGUUUAUUCUUACUUGAUUUUUUGGUUAACUGAUCAUUUUUUGGUUAAAUAAAUAGUACUGUGUUUUGCCGAGGAAUAAAUUUGCAAACCUAAUCGCGUUUUACCAAUCGUGCAUCUCUGAACUUGAUAGCUCUCUCCUCCGCAGACGUCUCUUUGUGCCGUAGGGAGACUGGGAAGAGGGAAAUAGUCUGUGGUCCAAAAAGACCUGCAUAGAUCCUUUUAAAAAAUUCUGCAACUAACAAAAUUUUGCCAAAUAAAUACCCCUAAUGCAUGUUGAUUUCCGACAAACCAAUUUACCACCACCAACUGUCGUUUUAAUAUCAAGACAGUGGAAUUGAAGAGAAUACCCAAGUAUAAAUAGUGCAAAUGUGAAGAGUGAAUACCCUUUAUGUAACGAUUUGUAUAUAUCUUAGUCUGCUACAGAAAAUUCGCUCAUCAUAAUCGAUGAACUGGGAAGAGGUACCUCGACUUACGAUGGUUUUGGACUUGCCUGGGCAAUAUCACAGUAAGUUGCCGAACUGUUUUUGGUAUUGGUGUUAUUUUUUAUUCAUUUCGUUUUGUUCCGUCAGCGUUACCCUGUGAACAGAGCCCCUUUUUGUCUUCUUUUUGAUCGAGGAAGAGAAAAGGAAGCUCUGCCUGAAUCGUGUCAAGCCUUUGAAGGCUCCACAGCCCAAUCUUCUGGACUAGUCAAUCUUGUUUUAUAUCGUCAAACUAGCUUUUCGAGUGUCAGCAUCCGAUUAUUGAUAAACCAAUGGUCAUAAUUGAGCCCGCUAUACCAAGCGCACGGCUGUUACGCCUGUGUUCGAAACCUAUUCUAGCAACUUGCAGUGCAUGCUCAGCAAAGAUCUUACUCGAUUCGAGUUCGCCAAGGGAGAAGCAGCAACGACGGCAUUGGUUGCAAAAAAGUCACUUAAGAAGUGAAUUCGCGCCGCUUCAAACUUUAUCUAGCUUAUUCCGUCUCGUUCAGUUCGUCAAAUAUUGGCGAAUUUUUCUAGAGUUGAAUUCUAAAGGACUGUAGCGAAGGUCACGAAUAGAAAAAGAAAGUCGUUGCCUUGUGUUCACGUCCUGCCAGCGUGAAAUACGGCACUUACACGUGAUAGUCAUGCAAAAACGGCAAAGAAAUGUACCAAAAAAAACGUGAUGCACGUGCAAAUUUGUUGUUUUGCUUAUUGAACCUAUUGCUCUUUUGCCGUUCUCGUUGCCGUCUUCAUCGUCGUUGCUUAAGCUCCGUAAAAUCGAACAAGGGAAACGAAGGUUCUGCUAGCAGGGUGCGUGGGCGUGGGCGUGAGCGUUAUCGUGUUUCUCGCAAAAAGAGCCCUCUAAUUUUUUAACAGAAAAUAUACACCUAAUUGCAAUAACGUUGUCUUAGAAAAAUCGAAAAAGGAAAAAGUCAAAUAGGAAUUAAUCAGGCUAAUUAAGCGUCAUCCUCAGCGUGGAUUCAUUUGCAGCCGUUGCAUCUCCCCGUGGAAUUUUUUUAUCGUUUUUCAGCUUCGAAACAAUAGCAAAUUCCAACGGGUAAAUACGGGCGUCCAUGUGCGGAUGCUGCAAAACAAUUCGCUAGGCUUAUUAGCCUAACUAAUUGCUAUUUGGCUUUUUCCUUUUUUCAUUUUUCUAUGUCAACGUUUUUGCAAUUGGGUGUGUCUACAUAAUAUUAUUACUCGUCAUCUAGUGGCAUUAAAUCUGCCUGCCUACGUGACUAAAGCGCCAUUUUUCUUAUCCACUUAUAAGUUUGCAUAAUUUAACUAGCCCCUGUUGUUAUUUAGGUACAUCGCUACCAAGAUCCAAUGUUUUUGUCUCUUCGCAACUCAUUUCCAUGAACUGACCGCUCUAGCGGAUGAAGUUUCAACAGUUACCAACCUACAUGUGACAGCUAUGACCUCAAGCGGGACUUUAACGCUGCUGUACAAAGUAAAACCCGGUAAGACGAUUGAGUUUUAGAAUAACCAUACCGGCAAGGCUGCAGUAUUAUCGGGCAGCUAGAGAAACUGAAGCCGGAUUUUAUCAUCAACACAACUGCCUAUCAAGGACAAUUGCAUUUGCGAUUUGUUUAAAUGUCUUGAGACAAAAGGAUUUGGAGACAAUUCCGCAAAAAGAGCGAUUUCAUUCUCGAAAUUAUUAGAACCAAAAAUAGUAUUUGACUUCCUUCGUUCAUUGUUCCAUUUUUGACGUCUGCCUCAGCGAUGUCGUAUUAUUCUUAGGGACGUUUAUAUGAGGUGAGCCAGCCCGGUUAGCCAGGCAAGCUCGCUUUGCGGGUUAGCUCGGUUCAUGCCCUGUUUCCUCUCGUUUUGUUUAUAUGAGAAGGCAGGCUGACCCUCUUGCCGAUAUCCCGGUUGCUCGAGCCAAGAUAUUGGCAAGCGGACCAGCCUGCUUUCUCAUAUAAAAAAGAACGACAUUUUGACAAGGAUAUAAGGCAUGAGCUGAGCCAGCUCCGUAAAGCGAACCAGCCCGGCUAACCUUGAGUGUCGUAGAACGUCAAGCUUAACCAACGCUACUAACGAGCCAAUCACCACCACGCGUAGACAAGUAUGAACCAAUCCGGUAAUGAAGCAGACUCGCGUAGCUGGCGCCAAGCGCAAAAGCGCCGGAAAAUGAGCGAGAUGGUUCGUAGAUUUUUAAAAAUUGUGACGCAAGAACUUUAAGGAAAUCACAAAGCGUAGCAGUAGAAAACCUAAGCAAUUUUAAUAGUUAAUUAAUUACAUCGUUAGCUUGGCGUGUGAGUUGGAUGAAGCAAAAGCUGUUAGGGCAAGCGCAAGAUGUUUCUAUCUUUCCCACUCGAUCUAUGGAUUCGACAGGAGACAGGCACUCCGGAUCGUAUGGUUUGUCUGGUAUCAAGACAGGAUCGAUUCCAACACAAGAAAUCUUCUCUAAGUAACGUUUUUUCACGUGGGGACCAAGCGUGUUCACAUAAUCUGAGAGGAUAUCCCGCCAUGUUGGAAAGUGUGGAACACCAACAUGGCGACUCAAAUUUCCGGGGAAAAAUGUGACGAUAUGUGAAUACGCUCUAUAUUAUUAAUAAGUAAUCACAUGAUUUUUCUCGUGCAAUUUGGAGUAAAUAAACACUUGUAAAUUUUUCAAACACCAUAAAGUGCACUCGCCCUACAGGCUUGCGCACUUUUGUUGGUCUUUGAAAAAUUUACUCGUGCUUAUGUAGUCCAAAUUGCACUCGAAAUCCAAACGUUUUCUUUUAGCAAUAGAAGUAAUCUACUAUCGGCCAAGCCUUUUCGGUCACGUGACUAUACUGGAUAUUGUCUCCGUUCUUUUGUCUCUUAAAGUGAACUGCUUUAUUCACUAUUGAUCGAUGUGAUCACAAUUUUUUCUUGUAGUGAAGGUUUCCUCAUUUUAUUUUUUUUUAAUGUUUUCUUUUAUUUCUUUUAUUUCAUUUUUUUUUUUCAGGUGUGUGUGAUCAGAGUUUUGGUAUCCAUGUUGCCGAACUGGCGCACUUUCCAACACGUGUCAUUGACGUAAGUGUGACUUUUAUUAUUGUGUGGGGGGUUUUUGCGGAAUGAAUGUAUUUAACCUAUGCCACUGAUAGUAAUAUUAUAAAGGAAAUAAAGGGAGAUGUAAAGAAUCAACCAUAAGAGGACACAGAAAAAAUCGGAGGGUCGUGGGUUCGAAUCCCAUCUGGGGCUCAGAUUUUUUCUGUGUCUUCUUAUGGUUGAUUCUUUACAUCUUACUUGAAUGCAUUUACCUUAGAGAAAUUCGUCAACCUUUACGCUUUCAAAGGUCUAGGAACUGAAAAAGUCAGAAAAAGCUCCAAUUCCUAUUUUCUAAAAUGCUUCAAAUUUUAAACAAAAAAUUACAGCGUGAAAGUACUACUGAAGAGGUUUCAUUUGAAUGGACACACCAUAGGAUUACUUCCACAAACUCAAAAGUUAUAACUAGAUAGUGUGAAAUUUAUAGAACCGUGAGAAAGUACUGCUGAAGAGGUUUCAUUUGAAUUGUAACGCCAAAGAAUUCCAUCGACUUACCUUAAAGUUAGAAGUACAUGCUAAAAAGAUAGUGCCAUGUGUAGUGCUAGUGUUAGUGUUCAAUACUGCUGAAUAGGUCUUGUUUGAAUCGUCGCACCAUAGGCUUAAGUCCACAACCGGAACUUUUCUAAGAGGUCCUAAAGCUAAUGGGUCAAUUAACGUAUGUAUUUGAAAUAACAGAAUGUACAUAAAACUUGUUUUAGAUGUACGGGGGGAAAUCAUCAGUUACGAUAAAACAAAAGAAACAGAAAAUGCCUUUCAAAGAUUCUCGGUGCUACGCGCGCAAACCGUUGGGUAGAUUGUUAAUAUAUGUUGUAGUUAAUAUUUUAUCUCAGGUUGUUUUUGAUUUUCUUUUGUUUUUGGCUAUGGUAAUGUAUACUAAUGAAGUUGAAACAAAGGAAAAAUAAACAUUAACUGAGGUAAAAAAAUUAACUACAACAUAUGCUUUAGAAAAAGCAAUGUUCCAAGUAUACUACCUUGAGGUACGCCACAAUUAAUGAUGCGAGCAGUUGACAGUUGCCUACGUACCUUACUGGUCAGAUUGGAAAGAUCCUGUCUGUAGAUCUUAAGCAUAGGUCGUAACACGAAAACAUAGAAUGUCUAGGUGGUAAUGAGUAGUUUUCAAACACGAUUCUCGGGACAAAAACAUAAGUCAAGCGCUCACUAGGACGUUAACUAGCCUGAUUGGAAAAAGCAAAUUUAGUUGUGCUUGCUUAAACACAACACAGCCCUUUGAUUAACAAAUCACCUGCCAACGUGUUUUUUUGCCCACGAUAUAACGUAUUUCAGUUGGUUUGUAAUGUUUAUUGAAUCGGGACGCUUCGAUCUAUGAAACACGUCUAUGCGCUUAAUUGGCGACGUGCGUCCCCCGGAAAUAAAUUUUAAAUCUUGAGUGAGUCAAACCUCUUUGAUCUGCAUAACACACCGAUACGUGCUUCGCCCUGGAAUCAAAUUGAAGCCUUCAUUGGAUCGCUUUGAUCUAGCGUGUUUAACUGGCAAGGAGCGUCAUUCGAACGACAAAACAAGCGUUGUUUAGGUCAUAACUCUUAUUACUAUUUAGGUCGGAACUCUUUGAUCUUCAAAACAUGCCAAUACUCUUAAUUAACAAUCUGCGUCACUGGGAGAACAAACAUAGCGCUAUUUAGGUCGAAACUCUUUGAUCUUCAAAACAUGCUAAUACCCUUAAUUGACAAGGUGCAACAUUCGAGAAAACAAGUAUAUCGCUAUUUGGGUCGAAACUCUUUGAUCUUCAAAACAUGCCAAUACUCUUAAUUAACAAUGUGCGUCACUGGGAGAACAAACAUAGCGCUAUUUGGUUCGAAAUUCUUUGAUCUUCAAAACAUGCCAAUACCCUUAAUUGACAAGGUUCGUCACUGGGAUAACAAAUAAAGCGCUAUGUGGGUCGAAACUCCUUGAUCUUCAAAACAUGCCAAUACUCUUAAUUAACAAAGUGCGUCACUGGGAGAACAAACAGCGCUAUUUGGGUCGAAACUCUUUGAUCUUCAAAACAUGCCAAUACCCUUAAUUGACAAGGUGCGUCACUGGGAUAACAAAUAAAGCGCUAUUUGGGUCGAAACUCCUUGAUCUUCAAAACAUGCCAAUACUCUUAAUUAACAAAGUGCGUCACUGGGAUAACAAAUAUAGCGCUAUUUGGGUCGAAAGUUUAUGAUCUGCGAAACAUGUUAAAACCCUUAAAUUGAGAACAUGUUUUGCAGACAAAAGAGUCCCGCCCAAAUCGCGUUGUAUAAAACGAGAAAACAAGUAUAUCGCUAUUUGGGUCGAAACUCUUUGAUCUUCAAAACAUGCAAAUACUCUUAAUUAACAAUGUGCGUCACUGGGAGAACGAACAUAGCGCUAUUUGGGUCGAAACUCGUUCAUCUCCAAAACAUGCCAAUACCCUUAAUUGACAAAAUGCGUCACUGGGAUAACAAAUAUAACGCUAUUUGGGUCGAAACUUUAUGAUCUGCGAAACAUGUUAAUACCCUUAAUUGAGAACACGUUUUGCAGACAAAAGAGUCCCGCCCAAAUAGCGUUGUAUAUCCCGAAAGACAAACAUUCUCAAUUAAGGGCAUUAACUUGUUUUGAAAAUCGAAGAGCUCCGCCCAAAUAGCGCUAUGUGUCACGAGCAAAUAACAUAAAUACCUUUAAUUAACAAUUUUUAUCAUUUGGGUCUACAAUUAUAGCGCUUUAUGGGUCGGAACAGCACAUUUUAUAUACUUGUGUCACCAGGGAGAUGAAGUGAACCCUUAAUUGGAUCAGCACUCUUUGAUCUUAUAUUUAUUUAUUUUUAUUUAUUUUACUCUUCUCAAGGAGGCUCGCACCCAUUUUUCAAAGUCUCACCCCUUCGCUUUUGACGCUUCAUAACUUUGGCUGUAUUGCAUGUACGAAAAAGCCACUAAGUGAAACAACAUGUCUAACAUUACCUUGGCAAGAUUUGAAAAAGCGUUUUUGAGAUAUAAUGUUCUAAAUAUAAUGGUCUUCUCGUUGUUAACUUGGAAUUUGCUUUGCCUUUCUUUAUCCACAACAAAAAAGUAGCAAGAAAGUGAGUAUCAUCAUCACCGGUCAUGAGACCUCCUGGAUUUCUGAAACGGUUCCCAUGGGGGCCGUUUCUCGAAAUUCGUGGUAGCUUUAAGGGCCCGAUAAUUCAAGUCCCAUAAAGUUGUCGGGCGUUUCUCUAAAUUACCGAGACUUUCGAGAAACGGGCCCCACAAAACCCUAGGGUUUAUGGAAACUCAAGGGAAGGCCUGGGGUAAGGAUUGUCAAAGGAUUUGCGGACCGUUGGACUGGAAGUCGGAAAUUGAUCAGUUCAGAUACAGCACAACAGAGCACAGCAGCUACCGUGUCGGAAAACGGAGUAGAUCGCUCUUCAUUUUUACGGUAGCAGGUGGUUCUUUUUUACGGACCUAAGAGGCGAUUCACAUCAUUUUCGGAACAAAAGAAAACGAUUCAAGCACGCAUCACAUUCAUUACUAAAAUUACGAUAAACUUGGUAUGAAAAGAAAAAAACGCAUUGGAGACCUUUAGAUCCGAUGACGAGGACGACUUCGGUUUUUUGCGAAAAUAUUGUAGUGACGGAAACUAGUUAUCAAAUGCUAAAAGUUUUGUCUUUUUGUGAUCGGGAGAGGGCUUAACCUCGUUCAAUGAAAACAACCAUGAUAACCUUUUUUGGUGAAAAAAAGUAAAAUUACUCUUUUCGGGGAUGUCUAUUAUUUCAGAAUACGUGAAAAAGUGUUGAGUCAUAUCUCGUCCUUAUAGUCUUCCUGGUUCUCGAAUCUGAAGGUCGCAAUUAACACUUCACAAGAAUACAACAAAGGCCCGAUCACGGCUCGCGAAAAUACACCAUACCACCCUAGUUAAUAACAAAAUUACUCACUGCCACCUGAGGAGCACGGUCUCAAGACCAAGAGAGGUGAUAACUUACCAUACUGAAAAAAACAUUAAUUUAAUGAAGUCCCCCGCUUGAAAAAGGUUUGGGAAACGGGGUAAGGUUCAUUUGAAGAACUGUGCGUACCUGUAAAAAAAAAUUCUAGUCACUCCCCUGCUAACACUUAGCUCCGAAGCCGCCUGAGGGGUGUAAGAAAAAAGGGAACGCAAUGACACCCAGUGAUAAAUAUGAUAAAAAUUUGAUUUAUUUUGUGUUAUUCCCGGCAGCUGCGGAGCCAAAGUCCGAAUUUUGAUAAUUCAGAAUUGGCGUAUCGGUCGAAAGUCGUUGAAGAGAAGCUUAAUUCACAAGUUGCCUCAUUAAGGCGAGCAAAUAAGCGCCAAUGGAGUCGGAUCUUUGAUCGACAGAACAAGACUCUUAAUUGACAGUGUGCGUCAUUGGGGCGAACAAAUAAGCGCCAUUUGAACGGAACUCUCUGAUCUAAAAAACGUGCCAAUACCCUUAAUUGACCAUGUACGUCAUUGGGGCAAACAAAUAAGCCCCAUUUGAGCGAAAUUCUUUAAUCUACAAACCGUGCCAAUACCGUUAAUCGAAGAUGUGCGUCAUUUGAGCGGAACUGUUUGAUCUACAAAACGUGCCAAUACCCUUAAUUGACAAUGUGCGUCAUUGGGGCGAACAAAUAAGCGUCAUUUGAGCGGAAUUCUUUAAUCUUUAAAACGUGUCAAUACCUUCAUUGACAAUGUGCGUCAUUGGGGCGAACAAAUAAGCGUUAUGUGAGCGGAGAUCUUUGAUUUACAAAACGUGCCAAUACCCUUAAUUGACAAUGUGCGUCAUUGGGGCGAACAAAUAAGCGUCAUUUGAGCGGAAUUCUUUAAUCUUUAAAACGUGUCAAUACCUUCAUUGACAAUGUGCGUCAUUGGGGCGAACAAAUAAGCGUCAUUUUUGCGGAAUUCUUUAAUCUUCAAAACGUGUCAAUACCUUAAUUGACAAUGUGCGUCAUUGGGGCGAACAAAUAAGCGUCAUUUGAGCGGAAUUCUUUAAUCUUCAAAACGUGUCAAUACCUUUAUUGACAAUGUGCGUCAUUGGGGCGAACAAUAAGCGGUAUUUGACGGAAUUAUUCAAUCUUCAAAACGUGUCAAUACCUUAAUUGACAAUGUGCGUCAUUGGGGCGAACAAAUAAGCGUCAUUUGAGCGGAAUUCUUUAAUCUUCAAAACGUGUCAAUACCUUAAUUUACAAUGUGCGUCAUUUGUGCGAACAAAUAAGCGUUAUUUGAGCGGAAAUCUUUGAUUUACAAAACGUGCCAACACUUUUAAUUGACAAUGUGCGUCAUUGGGGCGAACAAACAAGCGCAAUUUGAGUGGAAUUCUUUGAUCUGCAAAACUUGCCAAUGCCCUUAAUUCACAAUGUGUGUCAUUCGGUAUCAAAUAGUGCUGUUUGGGAGAAAACACGCCAAUGCGCUUAAUUGGUAUAGUUCGUUAUUUGGUUCGGGACUUUUUGAUCAACAAAACGCAGUAACAAACUUAAUUGACUUUUUUUUUUCGCCAUCGAGAUGAAAUACAAACCUAACUGGGUCGGAACUCCUUGAUCUUCGAAUAAUUCCAGAACUUUUAAUUAAAAAAGUGCCUCAAAUGUUCGGCGUAACAAAGAAAGUUCCUUUGGAGUCGAAGCAACACCAUAAUACCUUUAAUUGACAAAUGGCGUCAUUCUGAGUCUGAUUGGCAGCCUCAAUUGGGUCAGAAGUCUUCGAUCUUCAAACAUGUCAAGACGCUUAAUUAGCUACGUGCGUCAUUUGGGAGAUAAAAUGAAGUCUUGAUUAGGUUAAACAAGAAUGAAAUUCAAGGGACAUUUGUAGCAUUUGCCACAUUUGGAUGGUGAAUUUUAUGUGGAAGCAUGGAUUCACCUAAGUUUGUCGAAGAGUGUAUUUCUGUUGAACUAAGAGAAUAAGUCCCCAUCGUUGGAAAGAAGGCAAGAUAUUCACCUCCUUCAAUAGCCAAGAAUCGCACGGUGGAUUCAACGGCCGACUACGUUAGCGUUAAUGGCAGAUAUCACCAGAUCACAUUGCCGACUCUUACAGAGGGCAGUAACAAGAGAUCAUUAUCCUGCAGCGAAGUCUUCAAGAUAAAGGGAAUGGCCUUCAGGCUUUCCAAAGACAAGAUGGAUGCAUUGAAAACUGACAUCUUCAAACCACUGAAUUCGUGUGAAAUUUUGUUAGCUAGAAUAAAGGCCAGCGAUUAUAGAGGGAUAACGGUCACCUCAAUCCAUGAACUGAACAGUCUGUAAGCUUUAAGUUAUCUGUUUAAAUGGGUCUUGUAAUCAGUUAAGGUAUUUAAUGUAUGACGUCCGUGCUAAGACAGUUCUUAAAAAUCCUCUCGAUACGUUUGCGAAAAUCAGUACAGAAGAUCAUUAUAAUACAUGAUUAUCAGGAAAGAAAUGUUUCUCUGUCAAAUUCUCCAGAACUUAAAAAUGAAAAGGUCUAUUACUAGAACUGGUGUGUCUAUUUGGAAUUUUAUUCUACUUUCUGUUAAAACUCUCAACAUAUCUGAUUUUCGUAAAAAAUAAAAUCACUACUCCUUACUUGAGAAAAGGUCUGUCGACUAACUGCUGCGCCUCUUUUUUUGUUUGUUCGUUCGUUUGUUUGUUUGUUUUUUUGUUCUGUUUUGCUUUACUGGCGAUCUUUAGCCAAAGGGAGUUCAAGACAAACGCCAAUAGGCCAUCUCCGAGUUAAAAAAAACUCUCACUUUCAAACCCGAGGCCUUUCUUGUGAAAACAAAUUAUAUUUGUAUGAGAAUGAAAAAUCAUUUUCAUAUCAAUGACUAUGCACUUAGCCUCGCUUUGAUUCAGAGGCUUGGGACUACUCGGAGAUGGCUUGUAUUGGCUAUUACCAAGUUGCUUUGAAAACUGGGUCCAAAUUUGCCCCCCAAAACAGUACUACAAUGCACUUCGACACAACACCUACAAUCUUGGGGAACUCAAAUCAAGGAUGAAGCAGUGCAAAAGCCAAAACGCGCCAUUUUCCCAUCCUAGAUUUGAGGGGAGGGGGCGGGGGGCAAAAAUUUCCCAUCUAUUUUGUCCAAGAUUGUAGCAAGCUGUUUUCUAGUACAACCUCAACAAAUAAAACUUUUAAAGGCGUUUGUUUAGCUCUUGCGGGGAAGUUUCUUCAAAAGGAGUUGUGAAUUCUGUUUGUAUUUAAAAUAAUUCUGUAAAAAAGAUUAUUAAAUUUAGUUUUAAGCUUAUUUAUGAACAAGUCAUCUAAAUAAAGUAACGCAAGACUUAAGCUUAAUUUGCAUUUGUAAACAAAAAACUUUUUCACCGGUUUUAUCGAUAACUAUUCAAGUCAAAAAGACAAAGCUUUAUCUGUUAAAACUUCCAUGUAUUUCGGAAAUAGCUUGCUAGAUUAGUUGUGAAAUUUCUUAGUUUGUUUACGGCAGCAAACCGGGAAAGCAUUUUGCUCGCAACCUACGCGAGUUUGGCGUCGCUCGCUCGGAGGAACUGGAGGUGAAUCAGUGAAUAGUGCAGGAUAUUCACUGAUUGAGUAGCCAAUCAGAGCGCGUGAAAAACACUAUCCACUGUUUUAGUAUAUACUAAACGUUUUUGUAAUGAUACACUUUAUUUAAAGAGGGUAGCACGGAAUAGUUACAGAAACUAGUAAACUUGUGGCCCUCUAAAGUUUUUAGCUUGUAAGUUUUGUUUUCCCAUUUCAGACCACGUGAUGGUACCCCAGAGAAUUGUUUUUUCAAGUUGCGUCUUAUGCAGGUGCAUCCAGUUGCCUAUGUAUGCAUAAUUAAUGCAAAGACAAUAGGCAAAUUCCCUGGAAAAAAUCACGUGGUCUGAAUUGGGAAAACAAAACAUACAAGGUAAAAAGGUGUAUUGUUACUUUUUCUCGUCAGUUUGCUAGACAAAAAGCUGCAGAACUGGAAGAUUUUCAAGGAAGUACUGCGCCUUUGGGAGAAGGAGUCUUGGGUUAGUCUAAGCAGAUAAUAAACACAUACGCUUUUUUAAGAGUGGCAAUGUUUGUUGCCACCCUAAUUAUAACUAAUGGCAGGGUGAAACGUUGACGUUUAUUGGCUUCAAAAUUCAAUGUGUAGAAUACUUCGAGUGUUACUUAAAAGUGCAGCAACGUUUUCACCUGAAAAAAAAAACUGAUAACGUUCGUCCCAGGAAAAAAAAUUUCAUCGCGAAGUUUUCUACUUCGAUCAAUACUUGAAAAAAAAAGUCUUUUCAUUCUUGUCAACAGAACUGAGUAGUACGGUAUUAAAUUGGAUGUCACUAACACAAGGAACAUGGACGGACAACAAGCAGAAUAACGGGAAAAUGAAAAAUGAGAACAGGACAAAGAAUGGAUUAUGGGUUACUGAUAGGGCUAGGGUUGACGUCAGCUUUUCGUCCUAUUUUUCAUUUUCUCGGCGUCCCCCGUCCCUAGUCCCCAGACCCUGUUCCUAGUUUUAUGAAGGUUGGGCUUAGUAACUGCUUGCCUGAAAGUAAGAAGGGCUUUGUGUACCCUCACAAACGGUGCCACAGGAAAGUAAUGCUCAAUAGCUCCACUUACACUGCUGAGUUGAGUUUCGAUAAGCUUGACUGGGGAGAAUAAGCAACCACGGCGGCAAUGGUAGCGAAAAACGCCGCUUUUAAAAGUGAAUUCGCGCUAAUUCAACCUUGAUUCUAAAGGACUGUAUCUAAAAAAAUAGUUGUCUUGUGUUCAUGUCCUCCAUAGUCGUGUAACAAGGACAAAAAAGUGUACAAAAAAGCGCGAGUCACGUGCAAACUAAGUUGUAUUAAAUCCACACUGUCAUAAAAUUGUUUGUGUCUUGUAGACUCGGACAGCGGACUUUCCCCAGCAAAAAGAAGGCGUUUAAUCAAGCAGGUAAUUGUAACCUGUGUUCAGGCUUUUAUUUCUUAGAGAUGGUCUUCUUCAGGCGAUAGUGUUGGUAACUCAAGAAUUCAUUGGUUGAUACGCGUACUAUUUAUACGAAAAUUUUGGUAAAAAUUUCCCUUUAAAUGGGAGUGGUUUUUUUUCUUUUUGCACCGGGCGAAGGGCUGUACCAUGUACAAAAUACCGGUAAAUUUUGUCGCUUUCUCUCGAGAGGAAGCCUGGCACUGGUAAACAAACAAAUUGUACAGAAUCGGUCUUUCCGGGAAAAAGGUAAUACCUUGGAAGGUAUUACCUUUUUCCGAAGACAUUCCACUGGCAUAAACGGUUCCAUUUGAAUUCUUCUGGAAUUACCUGAUUUUCCGUUCAAAUGGUAAGCGCUCCAGUAGUAAGGGUCAGUGAUAGUGACUAUCAUCGGUGAGACAAACGGUAAACGAGCCCUAUCAUAAACAUAAAAUGAUCUUUUUCAUUAUAUUGGGAUGCUUUUGUUUGAUUGUUUGUUGGUACUUUGUUACUUCUUUUCAUCCGGUGGUUGGUUUGGUUGGCUGAUGCUUGAUUAACGGCUAGAUUACGUAAAAAUCGGCUGCAGUGCUAUCUAUUUGCCACAACUCGCUUUUUUUUUCUUUUUUAGGAAGGGGAAGAAAUUAUCAAAGAUUUUCUAAGUCAGGUGGCGAAGUUACCCAUUGAAACCAUGACAGACGAUCAAACCACGCAGGAAGUAUCAAAAUUAAAGGAGGAAGUCCUCGCAAGAAAUAAUCCUUACAUACAAGAGCUUUUGGCCAAAUAAAAAGCCCUAUACGGUCAACCAGCUAGCGCAGUGCUAAAAUGUAUUCCUGGAGACUCGAUGCACUUUACUCAGCGUUUUCGUUGACAGUGGCGAUAAUGCCGUCUUGUCACUUCUUCACCUCUUGUGAUGGAAACUUGAAAAAGUUAAAACUGCAACUUACAAUGAUAUAUGAGAUACUGCUAUUAAGUUCUAUA